AUGAAAGGUGCGGUGAGACUCUAUAAUAUAGCCCACAAAAAAGAAUAUAAAACGGAUCAAACCAAAGGUACAUUUUGGAAGGUUAUUUGCAAGCGGCAUGAGGAAGGUUGUAGUUGGAUGAUCCGUUUUUCGUUGAUCGGAAGUGGUAUGUGGAAAGCAGGAAAAAUGAUUGAGCCACAUAAUUGUGAUACGGAUGAUUAUACAUUGGAUCAUUUCAAUUUGAGUAGCAACAUGAUUGCUACUUCGUUGAUACCAUAUGUUAUGAUCAAUGCACAAAUCAGUAUUAAGUUUGUUCAGGAAACUAUAAAAGGCAUCCAUCACAAUACUCCUAGUUAUAGAAAAGCGCAAAAUGGGCGUAAGAAAGCUUUUGAGAUGGUGUAUGGUGAUUUUGAAGGUUCUUUUAGGGCAUUGCCUCGAUACAUGGCUGCCCUAGAACAUUUCAAUCCGAGCACUAUUGUUGAGUGGAUACACAAGUCAACUACAAUGCAAGGCGAACACAUCUUCAAGUAUCUUUUCUGGGCCUUUAAACCAAGUAUCGAUGGAUUCAAAAGUUGCAGGCCGGUCACCUCAAUAGAUGGCACCCAUGUCUAUGGUAAGUAUGAGAUGAAAUUGUUGAUUCUUGUUGGCAUUGAUGCAAACGGAAAUAUUUUUCCACUUGCAUAUCUUGUAGUUGCACGUGAGAGCUAUGAGUCAUGGACUUGGUUUCUCAGUUUAUUAUGGAGACAUGUUGUUUGUGAUAGAAAAGGCAUUGGACUAAUUUCUGACCGUCACCAAGGGAUCUUGCAAUGUGUAAUGACACAUGAAUGGUUACAGCCACCCACCACACAUCAUAGAUUUUGUGUUCGACAUUUAAAAAGCAACUUUAACAAAAAGUUUCUUAACUCUGAUCUUGAGAAGCUAAUGUGGUUGGGUUCUACGAGCACGGAGAGAAGAAAUACCAAAUGA
Messenger RNA from Lycium ferocissimum, 945 nucleotides. RefSeq lists its product as uncharacterized. Lineage: Eukaryota; Viridiplantae; Streptophyta; Magnoliopsida; Solanales; Solanaceae. Bases 1 to 945 code for a protein of 314 amino acids. The transcript has a single exon. The record is from RefSeq and is a predicted model, not a curated record.